AUGAAAAAAAAAGAUGAGGACCUUCAAGUGUCCAAUUCUUUUAAUGUUUUAAAGGACAAGGAAGGGCAAGAAAUGGUUGACUUAGAAAAUACAGAAAGAGAAAAACAAGGAGAGGUCCAAGUAGAAGGAGAGAAACUCAGUAGUAAAGACUGGGUUAACAAAAGAUUUGGAAAGAGUAAAGAAUUACAGCAAGAUCUUCAGGAAGCUGAUAAAGGAAAGGCAACAAAUGAUAAGAAUGACAAGAAAGAAGAGAAUCAGCAAGGAGAUGUCCAGCAUGAUGAGAAUGAUAAAAAAGGAAUAGAGAACCAGAAGGAAAGUAACUCAAAAAGGCUGAAGAAGGAUGAAGAAGAGAAGCAAAUGCAGUUGUUUCAUGAAGGAACAAAUGAGUUGAUGGUAUUGGAAGGGAUUUCUCUUUUAGCUAUUCAAUUAGAUAAGAUACUGGAUAGCUGCAAUGAAAAGAAAAAAGACAUGGAUGGAAGUAAUUUGGAGGACAAUUUCAAUCAAGAAAUAGCAACACUGGAAGAUAUUAUCAAAGUUAAAGAGAAGCAAUUUGAGAAGAAUCCUAGUGGAGUAAAUAGAGCAAAUUUGAGUAAGGCUCAAGCUGAAUUAAACUUGCAAUUAAAGAGGGAAGAAGAAUUCUGGAGGCAGAAAGCAGGAAGAAGGAGUAGAUUAAGAAUCAUAAGAAUACAGAAUAAAGAAGGUGAGUGGAUGGAAGAAGAACAAGAGAUAGUUGGUUCAGCUAUUAAUUUCUUGCAGAAUCAGUUUACUAACCAGGAAGAUUCAGAGGAUUUUUCAAUGCUGGAUGAAGUUCCAAGCUUAGUAACUGAGCAGUAG
Messenger RNA from Capsicum annuum, 834 nucleotides. Its product is annotated as E3 ubiquitin-protein ligase BRE1-like. The transcript is spliced from 3 exons. Lineage: Eukaryota; Viridiplantae; Streptophyta; Magnoliopsida; Solanales; Solanaceae. Bases 1 to 834 code for a protein of 277 amino acids. The record is from RefSeq and is a predicted model, not a curated record.